AUGCAUGUCAAAUGCAGCAUUAAGACAACGGCAUGGCAACAACAUCAGCGGCGGGAUCUAAAGACCAGCCGGUCACAGAGCCCGGGGUUGGCGUCGACCCUUGGGAUAAAUCUGCAAAGAGGUUUUCAUCGUACGUCGGCAUGUCGCGUUUGGGUUUCAAUCCAGGUCGUCGCAGUUGCUAACCCCCAUUCUUCUAACAGCAAACAAAGCUCCGAGUACUUCGAUCCAUGUCAAGAGGCGGCGACGAGAAGUAUCAAGUGCAUGCAUCGCAAUGCUGGGGAUAAGGAUAUGUGUCAGGAUUACUUCCAGUGCGUGCUUCUAACCGCCCGCCCUGUCACUGAAAUCACCAUCCCGAGAACCCGAUUCCGGCACUCCGCACAAGAGUUGGACUAA
Exophiala aquamarina CBS 119918 is the source of this 393-nucleotide messenger RNA. RefSeq lists its product as uncharacterized. Lineage: Eukaryota; Fungi; Ascomycota; Eurotiomycetes; Chaetothyriales; Herpotrichiellaceae. The transcript has a single exon. The record is from RefSeq and is a predicted model, not a curated record. Bases 1 to 393 code for a protein of 130 amino acids.